Messenger RNA from Plenodomus lingam JN3, 2253 nucleotides. Lineage: Eukaryota; Fungi; Ascomycota; Dothideomycetes; Pleosporales; Leptosphaeriaceae. The record is from RefSeq and is a predicted model, not a curated record.
AUGCCUCGUCGACGCAGGGCUUCUGAGGAUCAAGGCGGCGAUGGCGGCGGCAGCGAAUUUGAUGAUUUGGAUGGGCCUGCGAGACGAUUGCGCUCGCGCUUCAGUCUAGAGGCUAUGGGUAAAGGAAAUGCUGAAGGAGGUAAUGUGCAGACGGAAGACGACGCUUCUACUGCUUCCAUUCUGGCUACGGGUAAGGGUAGUUCUGGUCCCACAGUUGUACAGACGGGUGAUAACAUUGCACCAGCUUCCUCGUUAUCUUUGCGAGACAAGGAUGCGUUCGACGACACCUACAGCGAAGAAGGCUCUGAUGAACUGGGGCAUGCAUCUGUCAAGGAUCGUAAGGCUCGAUGCACAUAUGGCCUAGAUGUCAUUUGGGGCCGCAACGCAUCGUCCUUUCCACUGACUCCAAUGCCCUCACCCCCAUCAUCGUACCAUGCCUCGUCGGCGUUUAUAGAGGCUCCUGCCAAAUUGAGCAGUGGAAGUUCUCAGAGGACACUGAGGGACUGGCUUACUCCACCUCCAACGCAGGCCACACUUUCACACGCUGUGCCAAAUAUUGUACAGCACUUUCAAGAGGAAGACCGCAUUCCAGGCCAUGAAGCACGACGCAUUGAUCGAGAAGCAAUGCCCACGGGGCAGCCGACCCGUCAUCACACGACCGUAAAAUAUAUCUUGACCAAGGACAAAUACGGCAUCACUCGUCGCGUCGAAUCUAGUCCGCCACUGCAGUUUUAUUCCUCGAAUGCAUCGUCGCGUCCAAGUGGUGCUGAUGAUGAUGACGAUCGUAAUCGUCGAGAACCAACACCGACCGAUUCGGCAGUUGGAGACGACUACUAUCCACCUCCAAGGCGUUCGUACGACGAAGACGAGCGCCCUACCAGGCCCCACAGAGACGACGACGACGACGACGACGGCGAUGAUGAUGAUUCGGACCCAGGUUCCAACGAGGAAGUCACGACGCCCCUGACUACAUUCCACCCCUUCAUCCGCCUUCCCUGCGAAAUCCGCGAGAAAAUCUACGAAUUCGCUUUAUCGGCCCCUCACCCCAUCCUUCCGCAUCUCUGCGACUUCAACCACAGCACCCAGGCUCACUACGGCUCUCCCAGGUUCCACGACCUCAACCAACCCGACCGCCACAACGCCGUCCACUCCUUGCUAGGCGUCACCCAAGUCUCCAAAGCCAUUCGCGACGAGUCCCUGCCCGUCUUCUACGCCAUCAACGUCUUCUUCAUUGGCAAAGACACGUCGUCGUACUUUGAUCGUCUGGCCCACCUCGGCUACUUUCACCUGGUGCGCCAAGUGCAAUUCCACAUUGUCCACCGGCUAAAGAAGCGUGCGCCGGAGACGCUGCGCGGUCUGUCUAGUUUCCUCAAACAAAAGGCUAUGUACGAAGCAGCAUUGCGCAGGGAAGCCCAGAGCACGGGAACGGGCAUGACGGCCACGGUGUGGGAUGGCAAGGGUAAGGGUAAAGGGCUUGCUGUGCCGGCUCCGAAACCCAUUGCUGAACUUGUGGGGGAGUCGCAUCGUUCGCUGACCCAACAUCCGCAAUAUCAGGUCGGCGGUCUGGCGGAUCUCAAUGUUUUGAUUUGUUUGGGGAAGUUGUGUACUGCGGCUCCUUUUACUUCUGCUGGUCCUUCCCAAGAACCUCCGCCUGGUCCACCAACAACCUCUGCAAAUCCCAGUCUCCUCACCAUCCCCAUUCCCUACGCCGACCUCUUCACGAUAUAUCCAAGCCUCUCUUGGUUCCCGAUGGUAGCAGCCGGUCUAGGCAUCAGCCUGCGCUUCGUCCAAGACGUGCCGGUCGAUGACUCGACCUCUGACUGGAUCACCAUGACAUGGCGCCAGCGCUGGGGCAAAAAGAAGACGCUUCCAAAGAACACUGCACGAGGCCAUUCCACGUCGAACCUUACCCCCGACGCCACCAAUUCUGGCGUAGAUUGCAACACCGCGGCUACUACCACAUGGGACGAAGGCAUCAGGCUUGGUGCACACGAGGUCAAGAGACGAGCGCUGGAAUUAAAUCCCAGACUGGAAGAGGAGCAGCGCAGUCGGUUGAAUGCGUAUUAUCGGAUUGGCUGCAAGGGCGUCUUGACGUGGUUUGAUGUUCCUACUGAGCCGCGGGGUGGGGCUGAGGAAGACGGUGUUGCUGGAGGAGAAGGAGAAGUCGACGCUGUUGCUGAAGAAGAAGAUCUCGAGUUCACGGAUGCAGCUGAGACACAAUAUCACAACUCCUCGGCCUAUCCAUAUCAAUGA